GUAACAACAGAUAUUUCUUUGGUAAACGAGGAACAUUUCUGCUCUGGAGUGACUGAAACAGCACAUAGUGACAUAUUAACAUGUGUUCUGUGCUAUGGGACCUUCUCUGAUCAAGACUUCAUCUCAGUGUUUGAUAUUCUUUCCAGAUCAGGGGAAUCAAAGAGGCCCGGAAAAGCUCCACUAGGCUACACUGCAUGCAUCGGUGUGUGGAAAAAGCUAUAGAUGGAGAUGCAAAGGCAAAGCAAAGCUCAGGAAAGAAGAAAGGUGUCUGCACUGCAUUGCAUGGAGUAAAAGUAAAACCAACCAAAUCUCACGUACAACACUCAGCAGGCAGAACAAGUAAGUCCAACUGUACUCUGCCCAUCCUACAUGUGCCCCAUGUGGGCAGCAACACCAGGUCUUUCCCGUAUUUCUUUCUUACCCAGCACUCCUCUCCUCCUACCCUGGCCGUGCACAACACACCCUGUACAAAAGGGCUCUCGUUUUCUUCUGAACCCAGAGGAAGCACAAGAAUACAUCUCCAGUUCUAUCCCUGAAACGCGAAGAGAAGGCAGCAGUGUAAGUUCAUCAGAUUGAUACACCCGUACAUGUCGGAGGAGCCACUGAACAGAAUGGAGGGGACAGCCAGACGGCGUGCCAGCCCAGCCGGGAUACGUACCAGGCCUGCCAGGGUGGAGCCGGAGCCGCCGCCAACCAAGAGGUACGAGAUAGGGACGGCGAGGGUGGCGGUGGUGUAUUACCUGUGCCGCAACCAACACCUGGAGCAUCCACACUUCAUGGAGGUGCCCCUCGCCUCCCCACAAGGCCUCUACCUGCGAGAUGUGAUGAGCCGAUUGGAUGCCCUGAGAGGGAAGGGCAUGGCAGCCAAGUAUUCCUGGUCCUGCAAAAGGAGAUACAAGAAUGGAUUUGUGUGGCAUGACCUGUCCGAGGGGGAUCUGCUGCUGCCCUCACAAGGCACCGAGUACGUCCUCAAGGGCUCCGAGCUCCAACUUGACCAGUCGACACCAGUUUCAGAUCACCAGCAGGAUAGUAGUGCAAACAAUGCAAAGGUUCAGCUUCCCAAGCCAGCUCAGCAGCAAGAGUCACCUCGUUCUACUGGAACAAAUCAAGGGUGGCCUUCAACGUGUCCAUCUCCUGCUCCUACUACUGAACCUGCUGUUGCAGUCGUCAAAGAAGAGGCAGUACCACUGUCGCCUCCUCGUGUUGCUGUUGUUUCAGCCACCAAAAAGAUAUUGCCACCACCAGCUCCCCAACCAGCAUUGCUGUCACCACCAUCUGCUUCCACCAUCGGGUACGACGAGCAAUGCAGAAUGCCACAUUCAGGCUCCUCAAGCGACUCGUCCCCCAAGGCGAGCAUGCCGUCCUCAGGCGCAAGCUCACCUGGCCUCAACAAUCAGGCAGCAGCGCACGAUGCAGCCACACAGACAGAUGAUAAAGCGAGGCGGGACAGCACAAAGCAUCAACAGGGACAAGACACGGCAGGAGUAACCCCGGAAAACCCAGAAAUCGUCUGCGAGUCCCACUCCAAGCGUCGAGCUGCAGCGGAGCAACCUUCUGGUAGAAGGAGCGGUACGCUGCAGUCGCUGAUAAGGGCGGAAGCAGCCGGCAGGAGGAGAGGUCUGCUGGAGGAGGAUGAAAGAACUGCCACGAUCUCCGUCAGCGGCAGGCUGAAGCCGGCCAACCUGCUCAUGUGCCUCAUGACCUGCGGGCCGCACAACCCUGGCUCUGGCCUCGUUCGGACCUCCAAUAAGCAGCGGUUCACGAGGCUCGAGUACCCGUCGUCAUCUCCAGAACUGUACCCUCUUGGCGAGCUGAAGCCUGGGACUACUAGUGCGUUCACCGCCGGAGGUUCAGAGACAGAGAAUUCCGCGAGUAACCGGCUCGACAGUGCUUCGGGCAAGCUUAAACCCUCUUCGUCUCGCGGUCACCAGGAUGGAGUCUGCGAGGAAGCACACCCGUCGAAAUGGGACUCGGCUAACCCGUCCAGGAGCGCGAGCAACAAUACUUUUAAGGCCGUGUCGUUCCACGAUGAAAAUGAGAAAGGGGUCAAAAUGGAAGAAAGGCAGUAGAGUGGUAUAAAAUUGUAUCUGAAGACUUUAGUAGUAUUGCUCUUUUCAUAUUUGUGUAGUCUGUAUUUAAGAGUAUACAUGAAACUGAACAUGAACUACUACUACUGCAAGAUUUCUUCGGGAGCUCUGGUUGUGAUCCACUAAUCGAUUGCUCCAAGAAACUCAGUGCAUUGUUUCGGUGCCAAUGCAAUGAAAUUAGGUGCGGUUCCUUCUU
Lolium perenne is the source of this 2283-nucleotide messenger RNA. RefSeq lists its product as uncharacterized. NCBI's taxonomy places the organism in Eukaryota, Viridiplantae, Streptophyta, Magnoliopsida, Poales, Poaceae. The record is from RefSeq and is a predicted model, not a curated record.